Messenger RNA from Oppiella nova, 1683 nucleotides. Lineage: Eukaryota; Metazoa; Arthropoda; Arachnida; Sarcoptiformes; Oppiidae. The record is from the annotation of a GenBank genome assembly.
UCGGAAACCCGGCCUAUAAUAGCGGGUAUUACGGGCGAUACGGUGUACCACUUGUUCCGAUCAAACGAUUAUGAGAUAAUCGAAACUAAAUGUAAAACAUUUGAUGAGUUCUAUGCGAAUGAGUUACAAAUGACUGUAACCGCCAUUGAGGUCAACGGUUGCCAACGAAAUAUACCCACCGAUACAGCUAAUGGGUACUACAACAACACAUUUGACGUUUUAGAUGAACUUGGUCAAGGAAACCCAAACGAUGUGCAAAACAUAAUGAAUGAAACGAAACAUUUAAUAAGAAUUCGCUCCGAAUUUGUGAUACAAUACUACUAUUCGUGGGUCGAAAACAAUUGUCUGUAUUUUCAAAUGGAGUUAUGUUUCGGAAAUCUCGCAAAAGUGUUACAAAUGAGACGAAACCCAUUCGGCGGACACAACAAGGUUGGGAUGACCACUAGAUUCGAGUGCUAUAUAGCGGUGCAUAUGUUUCGGGAACUUCUAGAAUGUGUGCAGUAUUUGCACGAAAACCAUAUCAUUCACAGAGACCUCAAACCGGAUAACGUGUUGAUCGCUAUGAACGGCACCGAAACUGAACGGUAUGUCAAGUUAUGUGACUUCGGUCUGUCGAAAGAGGUGUUCAGUACGGGUGGACCGCAUCCCAUGUCUGCCGUAACCCAUACGCAAGAUGUAGGAGGGGCUCAAUAUCAGGCGCCGGAAGCCAUGGGCGCCAACUAUAACCAUAAGAUUGAUAUCUAUAGUCUAGCACUCAUUGGGAUAGAUAUCUUUGAAUUCAAUAGAAAAUGUUUUAUGAAUGGAAAAGAUCAAUUAUAUACAGCAUACGAUACAGAUUUAGCCGAUUUAAUGACUAGUAUUUACGGAAUAUUACUCGAAAUGAGUGCUAAUGAGUACUCCAAGAGGGGUUCGACCGAUUGGAGGGCACGACCCGAAUGCUCAGACAUAUUGCUUAGAUUUAAUAGAUUAUCGGUCGGCGCUGUAAUCAAGGAAAACGACGUCAAACUAUUCGAUGAAUGCAUUGAAAGCAAGUGUCAAUAUUUUUACCACAAAUAUAGUCAGUUUAGACCUUACGUAAAGAUUGGCGAUUCAUGUGAUAUUAGAGUAAAUAACGUCACAGUCGAUGGUAAGGAUAAUCUAGAGACCAUGAGCAAAUUUGUCCAACAAAUUCGUACGUACAAUACGUUUGACUCAAAAUAUGUAGUCAAACGGUAUAAUACAUGGCUGGAGAACAAUAAGCUAUUUAUGCAAAUGGAGUGCUGUUCCCAUUGUUUGCGCGAAAAUUCAGCCAGCCUAAGUAAACAGGAUAUAAACAAUAUCGGAAUUAUUGGUAAAUGUCUGUUUGCUUCUCUUAAAGAAAAGAAACAAGAAUUUUCAUUAAAACUACUGAUGCGGAUACAGAAGAGUUGGAAACGUGUUUUAUGUGAUGUCGGCGUAAAUAUCGAUACAAUUAACGACUUAUUUAAUCGUAUGACGAGUGAAACCCCGGCGAACCGGACGACAACAGAACUGAUGCAAGAAUUUAAUAGAAUCUCCAGAAAUAGUAUUCAAAUCGAUGCGACAAUGAUUGCAAGUAAAGACAGUUUUGAUAGAUUUGGUGGCGAUUUAUGUGAAGUCCUAUUGAGUUGUCUAUCACUUGAGGACCGAUUCCGAUGCGAAUGUCUGUCCAAACAAUGCCAGAGA